Molecule: messenger RNA, 3150 nt
Organism: Magnolia sinica
Lineage: Eukaryota; Viridiplantae; Streptophyta; Magnoliopsida; Magnoliales; Magnoliaceae
Product: disease resistance protein RGA2-like
Exons: 1
Coding region: 139-3150 (1003 amino acids)
Biological process (GO): defense response to other organism
Molecular function (GO): protein binding; ADP binding
Source: RefSeq, a predicted model, not a curated record
AUUUCUAAACCAAUUUGAAUUCAAUUUCCUCCCUUCUCUCUCUGUUCCAUAUCUUCAAACUCCUUCCCAUUUCCUAUAUUUACACCUCUUUGAACUCAAAUUCCUCUCUUCUUUCCAUCACUACCAAAAACAGAAAACAUGGUUGAUUCACUGGUCUCGCUUGCCAAAGAAAAAUUGACCAAAGUUCUUGAAGAUGAGGCGGUUUUGUUGGUGGGUGUCACCAACGAAAUCGAAAACCUUUCCAUUACGUUCAACUUGCUCCAAGCUGUGCUUAAAGAUGCUGAAACUCAGCGAGUGAAGAACGAAGCUGUGAAGAAGUGGUUGGAGAAUCUCAAAGACGUGGCCUACGAUGUGGAUGACAUACUGGAUGAGUGGACGACAGAUGCUCUCAGACCACAGGCUCCAGAUGAAGGUGAUGGCUCCUGUUUCAGCUUCCUUGUUACUUGCUACCUCUCCUGUGUUACUUUCUUCAAUCAUGUCGCGUUACGCCACAAAAUUGGGAGUAGGAUAAAGGAGGUGAAGGGUAGAUUAGAUGUUAUCGAAAAAGCUAAGAACCAAUUGGGUCUUAAAGUAGAUAGUGAGAAGAUGGAAAGGGUGAAUGGUGAAGUGAGGCCGGCCGAGAUCAGUGAGCGAGAGACAGCAUCCCUACUCGACCGACCGUCAGUUUUUGGCAGAGAAGAUGAUAAAAAUAGAGUCGUAGACUUGUUACUGGGGGAGAGUAGUGGAGAGGUGAAUGAGGUGCCCUUCGUCGUCAUUUCUAUCGUUGGAAUGGGGGGGUUGGGGAAGACCACCCUUGCUCAGCUCGCCUACAACGAUGAGAAAGUCAUGGGGCAUUUCCAGAUGAGAAUGUGGGUAUGUGUUUCUGAAGAUUUCGAUGUGAAACGAAUUACGAAAUCAAUCAUCCAGUCUGCAACAAAGACUGGUUGCGAGUCAUUAGACUUGGAUCAGUUGCAAUGCCGCCUUCGUGAAAUGUUGCAUGCAAAGCGAUUCUUGCUUGUGCUUGAUGACAUUUGGAGUGAAGAACCUGACAAGUGGGACAGACUGAAACCUCCCUUCCAAGCUGGUGCACCAGGGAGCAGAAUCAUUGUAACAACUCGCAGUGAAAAUGUUGCAUUCGCGAUGGGAAGGGGUCUCAUGCACAAACUGGCAGUCUUAUCUGAUGAUGAUUGCUGGUUAGUAUUCUGGCACAGAGCGCUUGAGCAUCGGAGUGCCGAAGAGCGUUCAAAGUUGGAAGAUAUUGGAAGGGAAAUCGUAAACAAGUGUGGAGGGCUCCCUCUCGCUGCGAAGACAAUAGGGAGUGCCAUGGGGUCGAGAAGGACGAUACUUGACUGGAAGCUUGUCUUGGAAAGCGACAUAUGGAAUUCACAUGAUGUCUUAAAAGACGUUUUACCAGCUUUGUUACUCAGCUACCAUGACUUGCCUCCUGCUUUGAAGCAAUGCUUUGCUUAUUUCUCCAUCUUCCCGAAAGAUUGGGAGAUAAAGAAGGAUAUGACAGUGAAGUUAUGGGUGGCACAAGGUUUCAUCCCCUCCAACGGCAGUAGAGAUAUGGAAGAAACUGGGAGUCAGUAUUUUGAUGAUUUACUAGGACGCUCGUUGCUUCAAGAUGCAGAGUUGGACGAUGACAAGAACAUAGUCAAGUGCAAGAUGCAUGAUUUAGUUCAUGAUCUUGCAAAAUCCGUUGCAGGAAGUGAAUGUUCACUGGUGGAUAUCAGAGAACAAGCCUCGCUGAACCCAAGCAAUCUCCGCCAUUCUUUUUUAUAUGGCAGUUUUGUAGUUUGGCCCACCUUGUAUAAGGCUAACAAGUUGCGGACGUUGCUAUGCGACUCAAGAAUCUACAUGCCUAGGGUGCCGAACAAUUUAUUUAAUCAUUUCAGACACCUUAGGGCAUUGGACUUGAGUCACACUAGCAUUCAGAAAUUGCCUGGAACAGUAGGAAAAUUGAAGCAGUUGAGAUAUCUUGAUUUAUCUUGGACAGCGAUAGAGGAGUUGCCUGAGGAGGUGAGUAAUUGUGUAAAUUUACAGACCUUGAAACUGGAUUACUGUCUUCAGCUAAAAAAACUUCCGAAAGGGUUGGGAAAAAUGAUUAACCUGCGACAUCUAGGAUUAGAAGGCACUGACGAGCUGAAGUACUUACCGCAGGGCAUAGGGAGGCUAAGUAGCCUUCGGACGAUAACAAAGUUGAUAGUGGAGGGUGGCAUCGAAGGAUGUAAAUGGGGAGAAGUGAAACAACUGAUCAAUCAUCUUCAUCUUCAAGGAAGACUCCAAAUUAUUGGGUUGGAAAAAGUCAAGAGCAGGGACGAAGCUAGGGAGGCAGAACUGUAUAAGCAGCAGGAUAUUUAUGCUCUAUCCUAUGAAUACAGAGGUUAUGAAGCGUUGGAUGAUGAUGAGGUGAAGAGAAUGGAGGACGUGCUUGAAAUCCUGAAGCCCCAUACAAACUUGAAAGAGCUGGCAAUAAGGAGUUACAAAGGUUGGAAGCUUCCCAAGUGGAUAGAGGAUCCAGUGUUCUCCAAUCUAGUGAAGGUGAUCCUCUCGUCUUGUAAACAAUUGCCGGGUCUUGGUAAACUACCUUCCCUUAAAUACCUUUAUAUUAGGGCAAUGGAAGAGCUGAGAAAGGUGGGUGGUGAGUUUAGUGGGGAUGAUAAUAACGAUGGAAGUGGUGGUGUCGUGUCAUUCCCAAAGCUCGAGACCCUCUCCUUCGGAAACAUGUCAAACUGGGAGGAGUGGGAAUUGAUAGGAGAUGGAGAGGUUAUGCCAUCACUCCUCCUAUUAGAAAUAAAAGAUUGUCCAAAGCUGAAGGAGUUGCCCGGUAAUCUUCCACCCCGCCUCCGGAAGCUGAUUUUAACGAUAGGUAAUGAUGGGUUGGAAUCGGGUGGGCCCUUACCCAUCCUCCCCAACCUUAACCAUCUGGUGAUUUGGGGAAGUGAUGAGAUGACAUCGUUCCCUUGUGGUUGGUUGGGGCAACUCAAAGCCCUCCAAAAUCUGGAGAUCGUGUUUUGUUUAAAUUUAAGGUCUCUACCAGAGGAGUUGCAACACCUCAGCAUGCUUCAACAAUUGAAGAUACAGUUCUGUCCACUCUUAAAAGAGCGCUGUCGAGAAGGAGGAGAAGAUCGGUACAAGAUUGCCCACAUCCCCAAUAUCAUAAUUACUUGA